UCCCUAAAAAAGAAUGUAAUAAAUUAAUAAUAUUCAAGGUAUCCAGUGUGGCCUAACAACUAUGCGCACUUAGGUGACUCUCGCUGCGAAGACGGAGCAGAAGGCGCAUCACCCGGGAGUCAUCGAGAUCUGCAACGUUCAAACGCUGCGUUUGCUUCACGGAGAAGCUCAACCCCCCUGGAAUCUACACCAACAACAAUGCUGCUGCUCUUACUUUUCUUCUUUUAGUCUGCGUGUUGUUGAAGACACGCCGUUAAAGUAAGAAAAAAGAUUUAUACUUCAGCCCUCUCUAAAUUUCCUUAAUUUCUCCGCUCAGGCUUCAGCCUUAAUGACAGUUCUUAUGCUUCACCAAAAUCCACAUUCUUCCAUCUUUAUAUGGGAAUGAGGAGAACUGCUGAGAUUACACUCUUGUUGUGAAGUCAUAUGCAUAGGAGCUUACAUUAACAGCAUCCUAUGAAGCGGACUUCCUUCAUCCUGGCAUUACUAUUCCUCUUGCUCCUAUUUUUCUUUUCACAAGCGACUGCCAACCUACAAUCAGACAAACAAGCUCUUCUUGACUUCGCUGCUCUGGUCCCUCAUGGACGAAAAAUCAACUGGAACCCUUCAAAACCAGUCUGCACUUCUUGGAUUGGCGUCACUUGCAACAAUAAUGGCUCUCGUGUGCUUGCCGUCCACCUGCCUGGAGUUGGACUGUAUGGUCCAAUUCCGGCCAAUACACUUGGGAAGUUGGAUGCCCUUAUGAUUCUCAGCCUGCGGUCCAAUUUCCUCAAUGGGAACCUUCCAUCAGACGUACUCUCCCUUCCAUCCCUCCAGUAUGUUUAUCUUCAACAUAACAACUUCUCAGGUGCAAUACCUUCGUCUCUAUCCCCCCAAUUGAACUUGCUUGAUUUCUCCUUCAACUCCUUGACUGGCAGGAUUCCAGCCACAAUUCAAAAUUUAACACUACUCUCUACUUUGAGCCUACAAAACAAUGCCCUCACAGGAUCAAUACCUAAUCUCCCAGCACUCCAAGGUUUGAAUCUUAGUAACAACAACCUAGAUGGCCUGAUUCCACUUGCUCUGCAGAAGUUUUCUGCCUCCUCCUUUCAAGGGAAUACUAUGCUUUGUGGGCCUCCAUUGAACCCGUGCUCCACUGUCAGCCCAUCACCUUCUCCUUCCCCUGCUUAUUUACCUCCCUCUCCUCUCAUCCCGGCAAAACCAAGAAAUGGCUCCAAGAAGAAACUAAGUACAGGAGUUAUCAUUGGCAUUGCAGUUGGGGGUUCUGCUGCACUGCUUUUCCUAUUUCUUAUGUUGUUUGUUUUCUGUUUGAAGAAAAAGGAGAACGGAGGUAAUGGUGAAAUGAAAGGGAAAGUUGGAAGGAGUGAGAAGCCUAAGGAGGAUUUUGGAAGUGGGGUGCAAGAGGCUGAGAAGAAUAAGUUGGUGUUCUUUGAAGGUUGUUCCUCUAAUUUUGAUCUUGAGGAUUUACUAAGAGCUUCAGCAGAAGUGCUGGGAAAGGGAAGCUAUGGUACAACCUACAAGGCCAUUCUGGAGGAGGGAUCGGCCGUGGCUGUCAAGAGGUUGAAAGAAGUGGCUGUAGGAAAAAGAGAGUUCGAGCAGCAAAUGGAGACCGUGGGGAGGGUAGGACAGAACCCAAAUGUCAUCCCUCUCCGUGCUUAUUAUUACUCCAAGGAUGAGAAACUCCUGGUUUAUGACUACAUAACAGCUGGCAGCUUGUCUGCACUAUUGCAUGGAAACAGGGAACCUGGACAAAGUCUUGACUGGGAAUCCAGAGUUAAGAUUUCCCUUGGUGCCGCAAGAGGCAUAGCCCACAUCCAUUCUGUUGGUGGGGGGAAAUUCUUCCAUGGGAAUAUCAAGUCUUCCAAUAUCCUCCUCACACAGGAUCUUCAUGGCCGAAUCUCAGAUGUUGGCUUAGCUCCUCUGAUGAGUUACCCUACUGUCCCAUUUAGGGGUGCAGGCUACCGAGCUCCAGAGGUGAUUGAAACCCGGAAAUUUACCCAGAAGUCUGAUGUCUACAGUUAUGGGGUUCUACUUCUUGAGAUGCUGACUGGUAAGGCGCCAGUCCAAUCAGCAGGGCAUGAGGAUGUGGUUGAUCUUCCAAGGUGGGUUCAGUCCGUUGUUCGAGAGGAAUGGACUGCUGAGGUUUUUGACGUUGAGCUAAUGCGACACCAAAACAUCGAAGAAGAGUUGGUACAAAUGCUACAGAUAGCAAUGGCCUGCGUGGCUAGGGUGCCAGACAUGAGACCUACAAUGGAAGAAGUACUUAAAAUGAUCGAGGACAUUUGCCCAUCUGAAUCCGAGAACCGGCCCUCAUCAGAGGAGAACAAGUCCAAGGACUCGAAUACGCAGACACCAUGAUCGAUCCAGUCAAAACCAACAUUCCAUCUAAGCUAAAUAAAAAAAUUUGAAAGGUUCAUUGUCUAAAUUACCUGCUGUGAUGCCAUAACAAAGGACUGCAGAGCCUCUCACAAAAACUUGGGUAAUUUGGAAUGCAAAGGAGCAAUCUGUUUUUCCAAUAUCUAGACUCUAUCCACAUGAAAUAAUGCAUGUAAAAAAUGUCAAGGGCACAAUUCCCCCAUUCUUCUGUAGUUUAAAACUAUA
Messenger RNA from Tripterygium wilfordii, 2598 nucleotides. RefSeq names its product probable inactive receptor kinase At5g58300. The transcript has 3 exons. The record is from RefSeq and is a predicted model, not a curated record. The coding region runs from base 454 to 2355 and encodes 633 amino acids. NCBI's taxonomy places the organism in Eukaryota, Viridiplantae, Streptophyta, Magnoliopsida, Celastrales, Celastraceae. Gene Ontology annotation, biological process: protein phosphorylation. Gene Ontology annotation, molecular function: protein kinase activity; protein binding; ATP binding.